Molecule: messenger RNA, 1195 nt
Organism: Daphnia pulex (common water flea)
Lineage: Eukaryota; Metazoa; Arthropoda; Branchiopoda; Diplostraca; Daphniidae
Product: glycoprotein-N-acetylgalactosamine 3-beta-galactosyltransferase 1-like
Exons: 5
Coding region: 51-1106 (351 amino acids)
Cellular component (GO): membrane
Molecular function (GO): N-acetylgalactosaminide beta-1,3-galactosyltransferase activity
Source: RefSeq, a predicted model, not a curated record
AAAUCAUUUAAAAAAUGAUGUACAGCUCGGUGUGAUAUCGCAGGUAUUUAAUGGGCCAUUUUGGGUACGAGAUGACUUCAAUAAUAUUCAGAAGAAAUUUAUUUCGAAUUUAUCAAAGAAGAUUGUGUCUGUGUAUUCUCGUCUCCAAGAGAUUCCUGAUUGGGUUUGUACUCGGCAGUUUAACUACUUUAUUAUUACUGACGCCACCGACCUCUGUGUUCUUGUUUUACACAUCUAAUCAAAUUUUAAGUGAAGAUCGUACGCGAGCAAUAAUUAAUGCGCCAGAUAUUAACUGGCCCAGUCGACAAGUUUUCUCAUCCACACCUUCUGAAGAAUUGAAUAAGCGCAACCGAAUUUUGUGUUGGGUCAUCACGUCACCCAAAACGCAUUCGAGAGCGCAGUUGAUCAAGCAGACGUGGGGCAGGAGAUGCGACAAAUUAUUGUUCAUGAGCUCCACUCAAGACGACAUCUUACCGGAAGCUAUUCCACUUCCUGUGAACGACACUUAUGCAAAUUUGUGGGGCAAGACUCAAGAGGCUCUGAAAUAUCUUUAUCGACAUCAUUUGGAUGACGCAGAAUGGUUCUACAAGGCCGACGACGACACGUACGCAGUGAUGGAAAACAUGCGCCAUCUCUUAUCGUCUUUCAACGCUUCGAUGUCGCUUCACUUGGGAUUCAAAUACGAACAUCCCAAGGUCCGGCAGGGGUUCAUGUCCGGUGGUUCCGGUUAUGUUUUAACCAAGGAAGCCAUCCGCCGUUUCGUCGAGUUCAAGAGCAAUUCUACUUCCGGCAGUCAAUGUGUUCUCAAUCACGAGGGAGCAGAGGAUCUUAAUUUGGGAAUUUGCCUGGAAGAAUUGAACGUGACGACAGUUGAUUCCCGCGAUGAGAAUAAAGUCGAGCGCUUCCUGCCGUGGAGUUUGGAAGACAUGAUAUGCGGACACCUGAAAAAUCCUGGAUUUUGGUACCUAAGGGAAUUUUCGUACUACCCUCUCAAACAGGACAUGAACUGCUGUUCGCCCUAUGCAGUCGCCUUCCAUUACGUCAAAGAUUAUCAGCUUAAAGUCUACGAAUAUCUCAUCUACGGGUUGCGCAUUUACGACAAGUGACUGAAUUCUCAAUCUACAAUAUUGAAUUAUUUUAAAGAUGUACCAUCUAUCGCAUCUAAAUUGCUUAUAAAUACAAACGAUAUAAAGCU